Molecule: messenger RNA, 726 nt
Organism: Cotesia congregata
Lineage: Eukaryota; Metazoa; Arthropoda; Insecta; Hymenoptera; Braconidae
Source: the annotation of a GenBank genome assembly
AUGGAAAGUGAAAUUUACAAAUUACGAAAUCAGCUUGUAAUACGAUGCAGCCAAUACUUGUCAUCCAUCUAUCAAGCGCUGGUGGGUCUUUCCAGAGAGUUUUUCAAUUGUGAUCUACCGGAGCAUGUGGAGAGUGAAACGUAUUCUACCUUGGAUUCAUUUUCUCGAGUUAUAAUUCACGAAUCUAUGAUGACCCCGAGGAAAGAUUGUAGUUACAGUUGUCAGGUCCUUAACACCUCCACUUAUUACCGAUACCCCUUCACAUCAUUCGGAACUUGGUUUCCACAACAGCAAUGUGAGGGUUACAUGGCCAAUUGUGUUAAUCUAGGUAAAGCAAGAUUCUGUGAACUGGAUGAAGAUUCGCCAAUUCGUUAUUCAUGGAUAGAGAGCAGUAAUUGGCAGAAGACUUUUGGAACAAAAGACCAAUGUCUCAAUGGAAAAGAUGUGACUAUAGAUGUUUCAAAAAGCGAUGGUAACGAAUGCUCAACAUGUUUCUGUGAGUGUUCCGAUCUUAAAACGGGAAUUAAAACUAUCCGUCUGAGAUUCCAAAUGGCUGAUAUUGACAAAAAUAUGAUAGUCACCGGUUUAAAAUUCGAGGAAAAGCAAAUGAUAUUUCAUGUUCAAAUUGAGCAAGGAAAACUGUUACCAGGUGGUCGAAUUGACAGAAGCUCCAUCCACAUGAAGGAGCUUGAAAAUUUAAACUAUAUGAAAGUCGGUAAAGGGUGA